Molecule: messenger RNA, 552 nt
Organism: Ipomoea nil (Japanese morning glory)
Lineage: Eukaryota; Viridiplantae; Streptophyta; Magnoliopsida; Solanales; Convolvulaceae
Exons: 2
Coding region: 1-552 (183 amino acids)
Source: RefSeq, a predicted model, not a curated record
AUGGGUUCUGACUUAGAUCAUGUUACUGCUCUUAUUGAUAAAUUAGCACUUGAAUUUAAGGUUCGUGAUAUGGGUGUGCCUUCUUUCUUCUUGGGAAUAGAAAUUGUCCCAUUAUCUAGCGGUAUGCUUUUAUCCCAACAACGGUACAUGAAGGAUAUUCUCAAACGUGUUGGCAUGGUGGACUGCAAGUCAGUAAUCAGGCCUGUCUCUUCUGCGAAAAUCACAGACGACGUGGCCGUUCCCUAUGCCAAUCCAACACAAUACAGGAGUCUUGUUGGUGCUCUCCAGUAUCUUACGCAACGGACUGUGGCACGUUCUUCAACUAAAGCAGAAUACAAGGGACUCGCUGAUGUAUCUGCAGAAGUUCCAUGGCUCGUUUCUCUGUUACAUGAAAUCGGCAUCCUGCCUGCGCCUCCUCCUCGACUAUGGUGUGAUAAUUUGGGAGCUACUUAUUUAUGUGCCAAUCCAGUGUUUUAUGCCCGCAAAAAGCACAUUGAGAUUGGCUAUCAUUUUGUUCGCGAUAAAGUAGCCAAAAAUGAGUUAGAAGUGUAG